Molecule: messenger RNA, 1834 nt
Organism: Scleropages formosus (Asian bonytongue)
Lineage: Eukaryota; Metazoa; Chordata; Actinopteri; Osteoglossiformes; Osteoglossidae
Gene: styxl1
Product: serine/threonine/tyrosine interacting-like 1
Exons: 8
Coding region: 83-1057 (324 amino acids)
Biological process (GO): positive regulation of intrinsic apoptotic signaling pathway; protein dephosphorylation; negative regulation of cytoplasmic stress granule assembly
Cellular component (GO): mitochondrion
Molecular function (GO): protein phosphatase inhibitor activity; protein phosphatase binding; pseudophosphatase activity
Source: RefSeq, a predicted model, not a curated record
CCUCUGCGGUCACCACCUCGCUGUCCAGCUGGAUCACGUUCAUGCCACCGUUGCUCUCCGCCACCGAGAAGAGGGCGCGGAAAUGGGUGCUGCAGGCCGCCAGCACGGCGCGGUGGGCUUUGAAGUGCCGGUUACCCACCACGAUCACACAAUCACACAGCUGACCACGGAGACGCUGGUAGUUGAGCUGCUGGAAGACCUGGUCCACGUGUCCCGGGAAAUCCGUGACCUGGGUGUUGAGAGUGAAGCAGAAACGGUAAAAGACAUGACAGAUGCACGAUCUCAGGAGGAAUACAACGAGAGCCACAUUAUCACUGCUAGAAAAGCAAAAUGGGAUGAUGAGGGCAAGUUUGUAAUGCCUGCUGGUGUUGAGAUCGAGAGCAUGCGAUACUGCGUCGUGUAUGACAGUAAUACCAGCUCUUUACAAGGUUCUGGACCAGCUACCGAUUGUACUGGAAUUCUGGCAAAAUCAAGCCGCUACCCGGUUCAGAUUCUGAAAGGUGGCUAUGAGAGGUUCUCUGCCCUCUACCCUUUCUUCAGAACUCAGAAGAUCCUUUAUACAUUGAAGGAACUAGAGAGCAUGAAGCCAUACCCUGUGGAGAUCCUCCCAGGUCAGCUCUACAUGGGUGAUUACAGGCAGGCCACGAGUCCUCAGAUCCACAAGGAUCUCAAACUACAAGCUGUAGUCAAUGUUUCGGAGAAGACGAAUCAUGUAUUGGAAGCCAGCAACUGUGACAUUUAUCACAUUCCUGUGGCAGAUUCAGUAGAAGGAGACCUUUUAGGCUGUUUUGAGAGGGUCUGUACUUUUAUUGGCUCCCAUUUCAGCGCUGGCUCAGCCAUCUUGAUAUUUUCCAGUGAUGGCAUUAGCCGCUGUAGCACUGUGUCGAUUGCAUUCCUGCAGUAUCACCUGAAAUUCACCCUACAGGAGGCCUGGGAACACAUGCUGAAAUGCAAAAGCAACAUGAGACCAAAGCGGGGGUUUGUGCAGCAGCUGUCUGACUGGGAGGUCCACACACUGGGAGAGAGAAAGACCUUUAUUGCAGAGCCACACUACUGAGAUUUGUGCGGCCAAAGAGCCCCCUGUGAUAAUUAUCAUUAUGAAGACCGACUUGAGGACUUAGAAAUAUAUAUCUCACUCUGUGUGCAUCGUCAUUAAACCAGAAUGUUUAUACUGUGUCAUCCAAGGUGUAUCCGUCUCUUUUCAUUGUGUCCACGUGCAGUAAUUUAUUAAUUAAAAAGAGGAGAUUUAUAAGUGGGAAAUCUCUUGAGAAUGCUAUAAGUUUGGUGAUUCCAGUAAGAUAUAUAACUUAUUUCAUCAUGAUCUCCUUUGGCCCCGCCUGGGACGUAGGCUGCUGACGAGAGCUCUCCUGGCAUCCCGGUCCUGAGCCAUUCUCUCAAGUUGUCUCCAUGUGUAUCCAGUCUCCUUCAUGUCUGCUUCUAUGUUGCGCCGAAAGGUGUUUUUUGGUCGGCCUCGAUUUUACUUCCCAGGUGAGAGUUUGCCGCGUGAUGCUGAAAGCCGGUUUUUGAAGGGUGGGGCUGAUCCAUCUCCAGCGUCUUCGGAUUAUUUCGUCCUCCGCUGGUUGCCGUUUUGUUCGCUGCCAAAAGAUCUUCGUUCCUAAUGGUUUCGGGCCAGCGAAUCCGAAGAAUCCUUCUGAAUAAUGUGUUGAUGUCUGGAUUCUCCCCCAAUGUGGCAGUUGUUCUCCAGGUCUCCGCUCCAUAGUAGAAGAUUCACAAAAAUGAAAUCAUUUGAUCACGGUGAUAUAAAAUUAUCAGAUAGACAGGGAAUAAAAGUUUUGCAAACUACGGCUGUCUUAUCAGCAAAACCUAUGGUCUG